Messenger RNA from Cannabis sativa, 1167 nucleotides. Its product is annotated as protein CMS1. The coding region runs from base 198 to 1046 and encodes 282 amino acids. The transcript has 6 exons. The record is from RefSeq and is a predicted model, not a curated record. Lineage: Eukaryota; Viridiplantae; Streptophyta; Magnoliopsida; Rosales; Cannabaceae. Gene Ontology annotation, cellular component: 90S preribosome; nucleus.
UACAAUUCUAGCUUUAAUAAUAGCAAAACCGAUUAACACCAACACAACACAAUUUUCACUAGUCGGGUUAGGGUUGAAAAUAUGUAAAUAGUAAAUAUCUGUAACUUCGCUAUCAUUUUGGAAUAGCCGCAAGUUCUAAACCCUAAACCCUAAUUCUUCCCCGUUAUAACGCAAGUUCAGAAAUGGAUAGCUGAAAAAUGAAGAAGCCGUCAAAGCUUUCCUCCAAAAACCCUAGCAAGAAAAGACAACCUCUGGCCCCCAACAAAACUGAACUCAAGGACAAGUCGAAGAAGAAGAAGCAACGGCAUAGCAACACCAACGACGAUAACAGCAACCCUGAUGGCCAAGCGGGACCUGCCAACGGCAGAACUUCUGAUGACGUCGUUGCAGCUCCAGCCUCAGCUUCAGCACAACUGAAGUUUUUUCUGGACCUGUUCCAGUCCGCUAAUGGCAUUCAACUCUCUUCCCUCGAGUUGGAACCCCUAAAAGAUACAUGCAUUCUAGAACUAUCUCAAUGUGCAAGUCAAGAAACAGAAUCCUUGGGGAAAGAUAUGAUGGCUGCUUUUGGCUCAUCAUGGAAAGAAAUUCUGUGUGGAAAGCGGUUGUUGGAAGGGAAAGUUGAUCCAGGGAAUCCCGCUGUCCUUAUUAUUAGUGCAUCUGCUUUAAAAUCAAUAGACCUUCUAAGGGGUCUUCGAUCACUUACUAAAGAAUGCCAUGCAGUGAAGCUAUUCUCAAAGCAUAUGAAGGUUGAAGAACAGGUGUCCUUGUUAAAGAACCGUGUAAAUAUUGCCAGUGGUACACCAAGCAGGAUAAAGAAGCUAAUUGAUAUUGAAGCAUUAGGACUUUCAAGAUUGGCAGUCAUUGUACUGGACAUUCGGUCAGAUGUCAAGGGAUAUUCAUUGUUGACUCUACCACAAGUCAGAGAUGAAUUCUGGGAUUUAUACAAGAACUAUUUCCACCAGCGAGUUGUGGAUGGGAGUCUGCGUCUCAGUCUAUAUGGUUCAUUACCAAGUGGGACUGUGUUGAAGGGAAAAAAGAAGUCAUAAUAAUUGAAGUUUUGAAUUUGUUUAGAUAUGAAUCUUGAUCUUGAGUAAUCAAUCAAGCCUGUAUUUUUAGCUAAUAUUUCAUCUUUCUAUUUAAUAGAUCAAUUUAUCCCUCUGCCCCCCA